AUUAUCGCCCAUCCAAUCAAAAUCAUACAGAAAAUGAGGUGAAUAGUGAAGACGGUGAUGGAUUCAAUGGGCGAAUGAAUAUCUCAAAAAUCAUGAUUGCAUUAGCAAACAAUAAUUUACUCAUGGACGUGGAGAUUUGAACAAAUCCUUGGGAUAGCGUGGCCAACAAAACACAUUGUGUUUCAUGUUCCAAGUGUUGUAAAGAAUAGAUCAGAACUCCAACUACUUAUUAAUUCAUAGACAGCAACGUUCAACUCAUUGUUCGGAGUUGAAAAAUCUUUUCUUUCCUUCGUUGCCAAAUCGAGAUGCAAGACUUGGGGAGAUCAAAUAAGCCACACAUUAUUGGAUUUAAAAAACCAACUUAACUUGAUUCAUUCAUUUCCAGACCUAGAUGGGUAUAUAUCUCAGCACCCCCAAAACUGAGAAAUUCUCAGAAGACGGCGAGAAUGAUAGGGUUAGAUAUGGUCUAUCAUCCAUGCAAGGAUGGCGUGCAGCCAUGGAAGAUGCUCAUGCUGCGUAUCCUGAUCUCGAUGAAUCUACUUCAUUCUUUGGUGUUUAUGAUGGUCAUGGAGGCAAAGUUGUCGCAAAGUUCUGUGCCAAGUAUCUUCACCAGCAGGUUCUCAAGCAUGAAGCAUAUGCAACUGGCGACAUAGGCGCAUCAGUUCAUAGGGCAUUUUUCAGAAUGGAUGAAAUGAUGCGUGGACAAAGAGGAUGGAGAGAAUUAGCUAUUUUGGGUGAUAAAAUAGACAAGUUUACCGGCAUGAUAGAAGGAUUGAUAUGGUCUCCUAAGGGUGGUGAGGGUAUUGACCAAGAUGAUGAUUGGGCCAUUGAGGAGGGCCCUCACUCUGACUUUUCUGGACCAACUUCUGGGAGCACAGCCUGUGUUGCAAUUCUAAGAAACAACCAACUCGUUGUUGCAAAUGCUGGCGAUUCUCGUUGUGUGAUAUCUAGAAAGGGUCAGGCAUACAAUCUCUCUAGAGAUCACAAACCUGAUCUAGAGGCAGAGAAAGAAAGGAUUUUAAAGGCCGGUGGUUUUAUACAUGCAGGACGUGUCAAUGGCAGUUUGAAUCUUUCAAGAGCUAUAGGCGACAUGGAAUUCAAGCAGAAUAAACUUUUGCCUGCUGAAAAGCAAACUGUAUCUGCAAAUCCAGAUAUAAACACAGUUGAGCUCUGUGAUGAUGAUGACUUUCUUGUGCUGGCAUGUGAUGGAAUCUGGGAUUGCAUGUCAAGUCAGAUGCUAGUAGACUUUAUUCAUGAACAACUACGUUCAGAGACCAAGCUUUCUGUUAUUUGUGAGAGAGUACUUGACAGAUGCUUAGCACCAUCAACAGCCACUGGUGAGGGUUGCGACAAUAUGACCAUGAUUUUGGUGCAGUUCAAAAAAUCAAUCAAAUCUGCCUCACCUGAAGAGCUGCAAUCCUCCCAUUCUAAAUCAGUUGACACUGAAUCAACGCCAGAGGUAGGUCAAGAAAAAGCAGUUGCAGCUGUUGGUGGAGCUACUAAAUCCUCUAUUUGAAGAAGAUUGGAGGACCAUGCAUUUUCUCAAAUUUUGGAAUAUAUAUAUAUGUGGGAUGGCUUAGAGCAGGAACGAUUUGAUGACAUAUUAAGAAAGUAAUAUAUAUAUAUAUGCUUUUUGUUUCCUUUCUUAAAAAAGAACCAAUGAUUUAAUUGGGGUGUUGAGACACAACAAUGCCAGUAAUAACAUGUACAGUUUAUUAUUAUUGAAAUGUUAUUGGGUUAAUGGAUUGAAUUUUGUA
Gossypium raimondii (Peruvian cotton) is the source of this 1757-nucleotide messenger RNA. RefSeq names its product probable protein phosphatase 2C 60. Gene Ontology annotation, biological process: protein dephosphorylation. The coding region runs from base 392 to 1516 and encodes 374 amino acids. The transcript has 11 exons. NCBI's taxonomy places the organism in Eukaryota, Viridiplantae, Streptophyta, Magnoliopsida, Malvales, Malvaceae. Gene Ontology annotation, molecular function: cation binding; protein serine/threonine phosphatase activity. The record is from RefSeq and is a predicted model, not a curated record.